AUUUCUUUGUUGAGCAGUGCGAAUACUUGGAUUGAGACGUGGCGGUUGUUAUUGGAAUAUACUGUCAGCGUGUGCAUAUAAUACGAAAGGCUAAGCAACAAUUCAACAAUUAAUUGACUGCGCGAUAAACCGUGUUGAAAGCUGGCAUUUAAUUGCAAAGAAAAUAAGAAAUAUUGUAAAAUAAAGACGGGUUAACUUCAAUUAAUUUUCUUUGACAACACAAGGACUACUUGACACGCGCUAAAUACCGGCCACAUUCCAGCAGCGGUAUCAGACGGAUCAAGACGGACUUAGGAUGGACAGUCAGAUUACAACAGUGUGCGAAGAGGUCACAGAAGUAAAAUACGGAGUUACAUUUUUUUCCAUGUGAUAUUUGAAAGCAUUAUAGGUUGAAUGACAAAGGAAGGGACUAAAGAAAGGAAUACCGUAUUAGUUCCUCAUUUAUCUGACAAGUGCAAAGACAGUCUGGCAAAAAGUUGUACAACAUCAACACACAGAUAUGUAAUUAACAUAAUAAUUAUUAUUCUUUUUGUACUUAAAACUAAAAACAAAUAAUGACGAGCAAUUUUGAAAAUGUUACUAUGGAAAAUGUAAGCUUUCAAAAUGUCACAGUAGCGCGUCAAAAUGAUGACGAUAUCUCUUUGAAAAUUGCAAUAGGAAUAUAUAGCACAAUUUUCAUUUUAGCAGUUGUAGGGAAUAGCCUUGUGAUUUUGACUUUGGUCCAAAAUAAAAGAAUGAGGACAGUAACAAAUGUGUUUCUGCUGAAUUUAGCAAUCAGUGACCUUCUACUUGCUGUGUUCUGUAUGCCCUUCACUCUUGUGCCGAUUAUGAUUCGAAACUUCAUAUUUGGACCAUUUAUGUGCAUAACUAUCAGAUAUGCUCAAGGUGUGUCAGUUGGGGCAAGCUGCUUUACACUUGUUGCAAUCUCCCUAGAGCGUUACUUUGCAAUCUGCCGACCAUUACAUUCACGUCGGUGGCAAACUUUAUCACAUGCUUACAAGGUAAUUGCCGUGUGCUGGACAAUUGCAUUAAUUAUAGUGAUUCCGAUAGCGGUAUCAACACGACAUGUCCGUAUUAGACCAGAUAUAAGUGCAUGCCGGGAAAGCUGGGCAAAUGAAGACCUGGAAAAAGCGUACACAGUAUUUCUCGAUGUGGUACUUCUGUUUAUACCACUUUGUUUGAUGACUGGUGCAUAUACGAAAAUAAUGGGUACUUUGUGCGCUGGUAUCAGUAUGUACGACCCUGCAGAACGUGGUAGAGGCUACAGCAAUGGUAGUAUCUCCAAAUCGCCCUUAAUGGUGUCAUUGCAAUUUAAAGGUUCAACGAGAACGAGUCUGUUUAAGCACGAUAAUGCUCCUGACCUUGGUAGAAGUAAUGAUAGAAAUUAUUUGUCCAUACAAAUGAAGGAAAUUAGUCCGUGUAGCAGCGAGGAAUCAACACCUAGGAGAUCGAAAAUGGACCAGACUAGAAUUAUACGACAAUCUAAUCAAGAAAAAAGCCGAGAGGCUAAACUUCGUGUUGUCAGGAUGUUGUUUGUACUUGUGAUUGAGUUCUUUGUUUGCUGGUCUCCACUUUACACUGUGCAAACUUGGAAGAGCUUUCAUCCUGAAAGUAUACGAGAAAAUAUAUCUAGUUUUGUGUGGUCCUUUAUGUUUGUGCUUUCGUACUUGUCAUCUUGUUGUAAUCCGAUUACCUACUGUUUCAUGAACAAACGCUUUCGCCAAUCAUUUAUUGCUGCUUUCAGACGGUGUAUGUGCUGCAAACAGAAAUCGAGAGGAUAUUUAUAUAACACAAAUUACACAAGUACAAGGCGGCUUACUUGGGCAGACACACAGAAAGUAGAUGACACUGACUUGAGUUCAAACGAUAAGUUAAAGUCGUGAUUUAUUUGGAGGUACACUAACUUCCUAAAUAUUAUUUAAAAAAGAAUCUUGUUUAGGACAGAAAUUGGACACUUUACAUAAAAUUGUACAAAAUGAAGUGAAAUAUAACAAGUGGAAAAAGAAUAUGUCAAAUAGAUUUGUUUGUUUUGUGAUUAGCGCCUCGUUUUAGUUAUGUAACGGCGGAAAUUAACCUAACCUGUUUCAGGAUUUUGAACUAGUUUCAUGUUUUCACCGCAAGUAACUACCAG
This is a messenger RNA of Mercenaria mercenaria, 2131 nucleotides long. RefSeq names its product cholecystokinin receptor-like. Lineage: Eukaryota; Metazoa; Mollusca; Bivalvia; Venerida; Veneridae. Gene Ontology annotation, biological process: neuropeptide signaling pathway. The record is from RefSeq and is a predicted model, not a curated record. The transcript is spliced from 4 exons. Gene Ontology annotation, cellular component: membrane. Bases 555 to 1883 code for a protein of 442 amino acids. Gene Ontology annotation, molecular function: neuropeptide receptor activity.